UCUACACUGACAUCUGCUGGCAGGGAGGAAUAUUACAUUUCAAGAGCUUUUAUUUUGAAGUGUGGAGACCCGCAGCUGUUGUUAAACCUCUGUUGACAGUGGGACGAGUGUGAAGUGAAUACAGCAGUGAAUGCUGCAAAUCACAGGAGGAUGGACUCCAGUGGGAAACCCUCAACUGCACAGAUCGUGGUUUUGGCCACCAGCUCAGCCCUGACUGCAGUCUUCUAUUCCAUUUACAAGAGCAGAGCUACAACGGUUGCCAGAUUAAAGGAAGCCAAGAAAGUCUCCAUUGAUCAGGAUUUAAAAAACAUCCUGUCUGAAACUCCUGGACGAUGUGUCCCAUAUGCGGUCAUAGAAGGUGUAGUGAGAUCUGUGAAGGAAACUCUGAGCAGCCAGUUUGUUGAUAACUGCAAAGGUGUGAUUGAAAGACUGACCUUGAAGGAGGAAAAGAUGGUGUGGAAUCGCACCACUCAUCUCUGGAACAACACCGAGAAAAUCAUCCACCAGCGCACCAACACAGUUCCCUUUGCCCUUGGGUCUCACGACGACGAUAUCGCCGCCACAGUGCGGGUUAUACGUCCGCUAGAUGCUGCCGAGUUGGACCUGGAGACCACAUACGAAAACUUCCACCCCACGGUCCAGUCCCUGUCCAACGUUAUUGGCCACUUCAUUAGCGGGGAGCGCCCCAAGGGCAUCCACGAAACGGAGGAGAUGCUGCGGCUGGAAGACAGCGUCACAGGCGUAGGCGAACUGGUCCUGGAUAACAACCUGAUCAAGCUCCAGCCUCCGAAACAGGGCUUCCGCUACUUUCUCACUCGGCUGGACUACGAGUCUCUUCUCAGGAAGCAGGGGAACAGCGUCCGGCUGUGGCGGAUUUUGACCGUCGUCUUCGGCAUCGCCGCGUGUUCCACGCUCCUCUUCAUCCUGUGGAAGCGAUACGUGCACCACCGAGAGAGCAAGAAGGAGAGAAGCAUGCUCGAGGAGUUCAAGGAGCAGCAGAAGAAACGCAUGCGUGAACUCAACGUAGAAGAAAGCAGCGUGUCGCCCACCAGCUGUACUGUCUGCCUGAGCCGGGAGCGGUCCUUGGUGUUUCUCGACUGUGGCCACGUGUGUGCCUGUGCCCAGUGCUAUGACGUCCUGCCAGCGCCAAAGAAAUGCCCCAUCUGCAGGGCGACAAUAGACAGGGUGGUGCCUCUUUUCAACAGCUAAUGUACAGAAAUGUGAGUAGGAAGUCCACUCAGUCAUCAUAACACUGGAGAUAUUUCAUAUCAAAGCUGCCUGUUCAGGCUUGAAAAAGGGUAAUAUCGGUAUUUUGUUGCACUUUUUUUGCAUACUGAUAGAUAAAUAGGUAGCUGUGCUGAAUCACAUUUCCCAUUUAAUGUUCAAAUCAACUUUGAAACCUGUAAAAAAAAAAAAAUAGAGAAAAUGAAAUUCCUUCUUGCCUCUUGAGAGAGGAAAUUAGAUUUUUAUCAUACUUCUUCACACUGACAAAGGUUGAUCGAUAGAACAUUUACUAAUUGUUUUUCUACGAACGUGCUUACAUUUUAUACACCUGUUUCCUAAAACAGCACUUAAGAGCGAGAGCACACGCACACAGAUAAGACCUUCUGAAUACACUUUAAAGUGAAGUAAAAUGUUGUAAAAAAAAAACAGCGUAAUGUGCUGCCAACAGUCUACAGCUCUUAUCUUGUUGCCCUCUUAGAUUCAUGAUACUGGAUGAAAGUAAGUUUAGGAAAGUAAAUUUCAGAAAAUUGGCAUUUGCAUUUCAGCUACUGUAUAAGAUAUAAUACAUUAAACAAAAACAGGAAGAGGAUUAUGACGACAUUAACUGUCAAAUGUGUUUUGUGCACUCUGUCUAAUAAUUUCUAACAAAGACUUAAGCAGUGUAAUUUGGGAAACUCCUCAUUUGUAAAAUGGAUUUGACUUAAA
Messenger RNA from Sander lucioperca (pikeperch), 1929 nucleotides. RefSeq names its product mitochondrial E3 ubiquitin protein ligase 1b (gene mul1). Gene Ontology annotation, cellular component: mitochondrion. The transcript is spliced from 5 exons. NCBI's taxonomy places the organism in Eukaryota, Metazoa, Chordata, Actinopteri, Perciformes, Percidae. The coding region runs from base 151 to 1209 and encodes 352 amino acids. The record is from RefSeq and is a predicted model, not a curated record. Gene Ontology annotation, biological process: organelle organization; protein ubiquitination. Gene Ontology annotation, molecular function: ubiquitin-protein transferase activity.